Molecule: messenger RNA, 1423 nt
Organism: Acanthoscelides obtectus
Lineage: Eukaryota; Metazoa; Arthropoda; Insecta; Coleoptera; Chrysomelidae
Source: the annotation of a GenBank genome assembly
UAUAUGGUUCCGACCAGACGCGCAUCAUCAGUGUCGCUUGAAAAUAGUAAAAUUUGUAACAAGCUUUAUUUUCCAAAUGUCGAACGGAAAUAGGAGCAAUCACACAGAUAAAUCGAUUAUGAAAAGAAAAGUAGGGAAAUGGUGUACAAAAAAGCAAAAAUCUGCCACCUACUCAGAGGAGACUCUACAACAGGCACUCAAAGAUGUCCGGGCUGGUGAAUCAAAAAAAUCAGUUGCCCAGAAGUACGGGAUACCUAGAGCCACUAUCCAGUUUCGACUGAAAAACAAGUUAGCUGGAGCAAAACGAGGUCGCAGAACAUACUUGACUGAAGAAGAGGAAGCUAAAAUUGUCAAUUGGAUAUUGGAAAAUGACAGGAAGGGUUUUCCAAGAAGACAGAUUGACCUACAGCUAGCAGUGAAGUCAUUCCUUGAUAAUCAUGAAAGGGACAAUCCAUUUACGAAUAACUUUCCCGGUAUACACUGGUACAAAUUAUUCAUGAAACGACACCCACAACUGAGUGAGCGCACUGCUGAAGGGAUUACAUCUGCUUCCUCAGUUGUUUCCGAAAAUAAUAUAAGAGGAUGGUUCAGAGAUAUUGAGAAGUACCUUAAAGAGAAGGAUCUGUUUUCAAUAUUGGCGGACCCAAGUCGCGUAUUUAAUGGCGAUGAAACAUGUUUUCAGUAUAAUCCAAAAUUGGGAAAGGUCAUUGCACCAAGAGGUAAAAAAAAUGUUUACGAGGUUGAUCUGGGUAAAACCAAGGAAAAUUUGACGGCAAUGUUUACAUUUUCUGCCUCAGGUAUAACAACGCCGCCAAUGAUCAUCUACCCAAACAAGAGGCUCAAGUCGGCUGUAGCAAAUGUCAUACCGGAUGAAUGGGCGAUAGGUUUGAGUGAAAAUGGCUGGAUGAAAUCGGAAAUAUUCAUUGAUUACAUACAAAACCAUUUAUAUCCCCAUUUGAAACAAAUUAAUACUAGAUUCCCAAUCAUUCUUUUCGUUGAUGGUCAUAAAUCACACCUAUCUCUGGAGCUGAGUGAGGUUUGUACCAAACUCGAAAAUGUUUUGGUUGAACUAUACCCAAAUUGCACAAGAAUUAUGCAACCAGCUGAUGUAGCCAAUUUUAGACCGCUCAAAAGCUUAUGGAACAAAUCUGUUCUACAAUGGAGACAUGAAAAUCCUUACUGCCAGUUUGGCAAAGAGCAUUUCGCACCAGUUUUAGAAACUGCGAUAAAUGGACUUAACAAAGAGUCAACCAUUAAUGGAUUCAGAGCAUGUGGCCUUUUCCCAUGGAAUCCAGAUGCUCCGGAUUAUAGUAAAUGCCUAGGGAAAAAACAAAUAGGGCUGAGAUAUCAGAGAGACAAGAGCAGCUACAAUCCAAUGUUAGUAAUUAUGAAGAUAUAUGGAAUGUUUUCGAUGAACUAUUAG